GUCCCUCUCCUAUCGAGUAUUUUGAUUUAGUUUCCAAGUCUUACGCGGUUGUGGCAAUUUUUUCAGUCGCGUGUGUAAAGCGCGCGCGGCUGUCGCUGUGUCCUUUCCGUUGAGUUCCGAAUUUUAUUUCGCGUUCUUUUUCCCAAUUUUUCGCGCGCUCCUAGAGCGGGCGUUUAGAAACUUUUUUUUUCAGUUGUGCAAAUUUUAGUACAAACUUUUUUCGUUACAAACUGUGUGUGUUCGAGUUGUGUGAUCGUAAUUGGAUUUUGUGACAAACGUUUGUGACACUGUGUGACUCUAAUGUUUGUUUCUUCUUUCUUUUCAAGUUUGGAUGUCCUAGAUUAAGGCACAAUACCUCAUAUCACAUGCAGGCCAAUAGACGUUACAACGUUGGCUGAUUUUGAAGACUGAACAAUUUAUUUACUAAGCCAACUAGGAUGUGACGUUCAAGAAACUAAUUCCUGGGUCGGACUUGCUUCGAGUCGCGGUGAUCAGAGUCCAGAGAUGACUACUGCGAUGGCAGCGCACCAGGAAUCGAUUCACGAAAGACUUCAAGCUGGCCCGGAGGAACCCCUAUACUUGCACCAUGCAGGAACGUGGAACACAGACGCUGCCGACCACCAGGAAGAGCACAGCACCGAUCUGUCAUCAUACUACAAUAUGCCAAAAAGAAACAAGAGAAAGAACUUCAAACCGAGAUGUGCCCCCAACGCCACAACCUUUUCCGACGAAUCAAACGGUCCAAACUGUGAACUACCCAGCCCUGUUAACGGAAACGAUAGAACAACCCCCGAUCAAGCGGAUGACGAAACAGAAGCCAACUACGCCAAAAUAGGUGUCAAAAAUUUUAGUCUAUUAAAAAGUGGUGCUGUUGACCUAAGUCGACGACUGAGCACCGAUUCAAAUGAAAACAUAGAAACGAAUUACCAAAACAACUUGUCAGAAGACAAAAAAGUGGACUCGUUCCAACGUUCGUACAUACAUAGCUUACAAAUUAAUCAAGAUGCUGAUCGGGAUCGUACUGUGUUAAACUUUAGUAAUUUACAAAAUAAAUCUUUCUGUGCCAAAAAUCCUUUUGCUAUAUCCCAGUUAAUAAAGACUAACUCGCCGCCUAGAAGAAGGGACUCAGAUUCUGAUGAUGAAGGGAAAGGCCAGGAUGUGAAUGCAAAUUCGAGAUUAGAAAACCCACAAGUUAUAGAGACCAGUGAGCCUCAACAGAAUGGGGAUGCGUCUAACGCCACGAAUAGAAUUUUAAGGGAUUAUGCAAUGAACACGAUGAAGGAGUUACUGGGUAUCUAUGGUUUGUCAUCGAAUGAAGUAGCUGACGCUAUAAGUGGGCAAAUAUUGGCACUGCAGGCACUUCAAGUACCCAAACCGUUUACGGAACUACCUCGAAGUCUGAAACGACGCCACGACUCAGGAGAUGGCACAGAGAGGAGCCUCCGAAGAUCCUCUUCAGCUACUGAGGAUGAGGGAUCUACCAACAUCACUCCACCGAAAACGCCUGACAACUAUAUUAAGUCUACCAUGCAAAGAACGCUAAAUCUGAUGAGGCUGCUAGGUAAAGAUGAAGAAGGAAGUUCAGAUGAUGGCGAACAGACCCUGGACCUCAGCGUGUCAAAGGAUGCUGAUGGACAGGAACAGUCCACGACAUCAAGCGCAGGCAACAGCGUCUCUGAGUUCGACCAAAACAUGAUGAUGAGGAAGAACCUAGAAGACUUAUCCAAUUUGCAAAUGCAGAAUUUCUUCCAAAAGCAAUCAAUGAUGGACGGCGAAGAUUCUCAAGAAAGAAAACUGCAAGCUAGUGGUCUACUCUCAGCCUUGAAUCAUUUGGACCAAGCGCGCAAGAACUCCGUGCAAACCACCGUGGAUUACUCCAGAUACGUCAAAAGGUACAGCUCAACUCUAGAAUGUGGUUCCUCAUACUGCAAAGACUUGGGCUACCGGGAGCACUUUCAUUGCAUGGAUUGCACUGCAAGAGUCUUCUGCAAGAAAGAAGAAAUGAUCAGACACUUUAAGUGGCACAAGAAACGCGACGAAUCGUUAGCGCACGGUUUCAUGCGGUACUCUCCUCUGGACGACUGUUCUGAGCGCUUCACCGAUUGUCCUCACAACCGGAGUCAAACCCACUACCACUGCAUUCAAGAUGGCUGUGAUAAGGUAUACAUAUCUACAUCGGACGUCCAAAUGCACGCAAACUACCACCGCAAGGACUCAGCCAUCCUCCAGGAAGGCUUCCAAAGGUUCAGAGCGACUGAGAACUGCUCAGCACCACACUGCAUCUUCGCUGGCCAAAGAACCACACACUUCCAUUGCAGAAGACUUGGCUGUACAUAUACGUUUAAGAAUAAAGCUGAUAUGGAAAAACACAAAACCUACCACAUCAAGGACGAGGCCCUCUCCAAAGACGGUUUCAAGAAGUACAUGAAGAACGAGGCCUGUCCAUACCGCGACUGCCGCUUCAGUCGCACCUGCAACCACAUCCACUGCAUCAGACCUCACUGCAACUACGUGCUGCAUUCCAGCAGCCAGAUCUUCACUCACAAGAGAAAGCAUGAGAGGAAGGAACAGGAGAUGAGCUUUGGUCUACCACCAUCAGUAAUCCAAAGCGCGCUGAUGCAGCAGGGCGCAGACCUCAGCAUGUACUCCCCCGGCAGCACCAUGCAUGGGGACGACGAUAUGUCCAGCUCAAUGAUGGAUGAUUAUUCUCAACCAUUUAACCAGUCCCUUAUAGACGAAGUAUCACGCAAAUACAUAGAAACCUUCAAUGGAGGCAAGGACCCUGAAGACAAAUGCAACAAAUGCAGUGCUUGCAACAAGCACUACCACUGCUUGGCUGAGGGAUGCAAGUUGGCUCAUAGUUGCCAUAACACAAUGGUGAAGCAUGUGAUGGAGCACGAACAGCAGAACCAAGUGACUGAGGCCUACUUCAUCACGUACGCGAGGAACAAUCCAUGCAGUAACUCCGCCUGCCAGCACAUCAGGGAUAUUACCCAUUACCAUUGUACUUGGGAAAAUUGUGGAGCAGUAAUUCUAUGCUCAGAAGAGCAUCCAUUUAGGCGUCUGGAACACCACCGUCAGCAUGCCAUUUUGAGCCCAAUGUCUCCAAACUUAGCGGCCAGAUUUGCGCCAAACUUUACUCCUCAACUCUCGGCACAACUACAUCCGAACAUGGCAGCGCAACUUGGCCAAGUACCGACCUUGCCAAAUCUGCCAACAAAUUUGGCACACUUGGCCCAAAUGACGCCAAGUUUAUCUUCUCAGUUGGCUCCAAACUUGCAAGCUCAGCUCAGCCUUGGUCCAAACCCUGGUAUAGUGCCACAGCAUGUAAAUCCGUCCAGUUCCUUGGAUGAAAUGUUUAGCAGGAAGAGGGGUAGACCUCCAAAGAACCGAGUUGUAGAAGUUUGGACUGAUAAUAUAACACCACAAGCCAUAUUCACUUCGUUCAAACUUCCAAAAAGCAAUCAACUACCUCCCAUCAUACAAUCACCAGUUAUAACCACUGUAGAAGAAUUUCCUCGUAUCAGAUUCCAACAUUUCGAAGUAUUUACCGUAUCAGAAUCAUGCAGCCAAUAUUAUUCGAACUGCCAAUUACGAUCAACGAGGAUCCAUCUCCAUUGCUUCAACUGUAGCUUUGCAAGCGAAGCCCACAUUACAAUGGAAACGCACAUGAGAGAAUCCCACGCGGUUAGUCCACUAUUGGACGGGUUUGAUUACUUUGUCUCUUUCGACCAAUGCGGAGGAAAGAGUUGCUUCAAAAACCAGUUGAGAUCACAUUUCCACUGUGCUCAGGGAAAUAAUUGCCCAGCAAUUUUAACCCAAUAUUCGGCAUUGGCAACUCAUAAACACGGUAGAGGAACUCCAGUUAUAAAGAGUGAGGAGCCAGAGAAAUCUUAUGAUGAAGCCAAAGAUUAUUCAAUUAAAGAAAGGGCUUCAGCUGAUAGUAUUGCGUCUAUGAAAGACCAAAUGGAUUAUGGUCCAACUAAUUUCUCGAUUAAAAAUGAGUUCGAAAGAGAUCAGGACAAUGUUUCGGUAGUAAAAGCGACGGGAACAUUUUAUCCAUCGUCUCACCUCCGAAGCAAUACAUCAUCGCCUUCACCAAGAAGCAUCUACGACGCGUCACCAUCAAAGGAGCUAAAAAUGAGAGAAUUUGAAAAGAAACCUUUUGAAGCUGCAAAAAUGCCAGGACCAACGAUACCGCCAUCAUGUCACGACCAAGCUUGUCCUUUGAACAAAAACGCUGGUGGCAUGAAUUUGCAUUACCAUUGUCCUCAUUGCAGUCAAGCGUAUGUGGACUUGAAGCUUCUGUUCAGCCAUAUGGUAAAGAAGCAUAGUAAUUCUAUGGACCCUGGACCUAUAGGAUUGGCUGCUACCAAGGUGAGCAAAGAAACCCUUGAGAGAGAGUACCCAGAAAUAUCAAUAUUACCUUCGACAGCUACAUCAUCAAACGUACAAUCGCCAUCACCAAAUCAAAGAGCACCGAAUCCAGCAGAACAAGUACAAGCAGUACAAAGUCUCCUCUUGCAGCAAUAUUUGGCAGGGGGUCGCAAAGGCAGCCUUCAAGAGCAGCUGAAGAUGCAACAGCAGUACACCGCGUCACUUGCAGGUCUGCCAGGACUUGCUCAAGUUGCGUUGUUUUCACAGGGUGCCAAUGCGUUCCCGCUAUACCCAACGAUGAUGUACCCACCAGAGUUGUUACUAGAACAAAGUCUUCUUCAAGGUCACGGUCUUCCUCCAGGCUUGGACAAAGAAGCCGAGCUGAUUGCAAAGACCAGACGCACGCACACUCCAAGAGGCCCACACAUGAGGGUGCUGAAAGACGAGCCCAUCCCUGAAGGGUACCUUCGAUUCCGGUUCAAUGAGGACUGUGGUUAUCAGCAAUGUGGUUACAGAGAACACCAAACUCAUUUCCACUGCACGAGGAAAGACUGUGGCUACUCAUUCUGUGACAAAACAAGAUUCGUGCAGCACACAGCCAGACAUGAAAGGUUAGACACUUUGAUGGGUGGCGAUUUCCAACAGUACCGAGCGAACGUAUACUGCCAAAGACCUGAGUGUCCACAUGCUUCAACUUUCGUAGGUACAGGUCAAAACAAGGCAUCACAUUUCCACUGCCUCAAAUGCGAGUUCGUGUGCACUGACACUAACAAAGUGGUGGCGCAUCGUCGCCAACAUCAGAAGCUGGACUCCAUACAAGCCGCCGGCUUCGAGAAAUUUCAACCUAGCAAAGGUUGCGGCUACGAGCCUCAAUGCAUCCACAGCAAGAAGCAAACCCACUACCAUUGUCUACAGUGUGGUUUUGCUGUGCUCGGUCUCUCCCAGAUGACGUCCCACAAGUACAAACACCAGGAAGCGAACCUUGGACCUUCCACCAGUGCGACCAACUGACCUAUUAUGCACCAGUUCAAAUUGUGUCUUUGGAUUUUUUCAUACAAGUGACUAUAUAGUGCAAAACAUUUGAAUAGAACACUAGGCCAUCAAUAAAUGUACUAUGAAAUUAAAUUUGUCUUAAUUGGAUUUUUUGAAACAAACUCUUGUGAAUAUUUGCUUAGAUUUCUAUAUAAUAUUAAACUACAUCAAAAUAUUUACGAUACUACUAUACUAAUGUUAACUAUAUUUAACAAAAGCGGACUACUAUACCAUUGUUAAAUAUGUGGAACAAAAUUUGAUCUGAAAGAGUACCCUGCAGCACUCCACGCAAUAAAAUUGUAAACGUAGUAGUAUGCUCGAAGAAAAUUCCCUCAAAAAUUGUGCCUUAGACGCAAAAUAGUUUCUGAGAUUAAAUUUUAAGGUGUUUGGUGAAUUAUGUGCCAAAUUUUAUGAAAUUAACAAUUUGUACAUUGUUGAUAAUGAAUAUGACGAAUUAUACUCAACACAUGUAUAUAGACAAUAUAUACGUAAUUCAUUUCUCAAAUAACUUUUGCAAUGCAUUUUUACAACAUGACACUUUCUCGAAGCGAAGCGAUUUUAGAAAUGAUUCUAUUAUUCUAAGUGCAUGUCAUAAGUGUGUAUCCUAAAUCCUGACCAAUGUAGAUGAUAGUUAAGAUAUAAAAGUAUUUAUAUUUAUUACUUCCCGUGAAAAAGACAUUUUUACGAAUAGUAUUAUUAAUUUAGGUUUCGUAAAAUUAUAGAGGGCGAUAACAAUUGGGUUAAGAACACCAUUUUGUGCCUCCCAGGUGAAUUCAUGACAAUACAAUCUGACUUUGAAAUAGUUUUCAACUAAAUAAAUAAUUAAAAUACAGUACAAUUCUUAUGAAUUCGAUAAAUUACUAUAAUUACUAUCACUUAGUGGAAUCAAACAACAGGCUGAUGAUGAUGAUAAUGAAAGUUUCAACAAGACAAAAAUGUUGUUAUUAAAUGACGCACUAUGUCAGAAGCAUUUAUAAAAUCUUUAGAAGAGUAAUAUAUUUUUAAAUAUUAUUGAAAACUAUUUCAAACGACAAUUAGUUUUUACACACAAAUUUAUAUAUAAAAAAAACUAUUAAACGUAUUUAAAGAAAGGAGAAAAAACCGUCAAUUUUAUAAAAUGUAAAUAAGAUUAGAUAUAUAUGAAAAAAGAUAUGUUAAUAAAAAAAUCUUAUUGUUAUACGAAUAUUGGUAUGAAGAUUAGUGUAUAAAAAAUACAAUAAAUAAUUGGGCUCUGUACAGAAAACGAGUGCUAACAUUAUGUGAUCCAUGAGGUAGCCAUAAAAUGCCAUAUUAUUUCAUUUUAAUGUUUAAAAUUAAAAUAAAGUUCUGCACUAUCAGAUCAGUAUUAGUUACAGUUAACUUUAUAACCUUUGCAUUCCUGUUUUAUUCCCGGCUACAUGUAUAGUCCAUUCCCGUAUUAGUUUUAGAACUUUUGGCGAACUGUUUCAUACGUUCUGUUUCGACGAAUUCUGUACUCUUUUCGACGAACUCGCACGUUACAGUUCCAAAAUUCCUAGCUUGUAUCAGUAUUUGUUUUAGUUGUAGACCUUUCCUAUUGUUCCUACGACUCUGUCUCAUGUCUCUAACAGUAUACUCAGUUUUUGUUUCAAUCUUAGAGGUAUUUUCUUGUGACUUUUCUUACUUUACGUUAGCAGUUCUUUCGUUAUACGAUAAAAAGGCCGUGCCAUAAAUAUUUAGUCAUCGUUUCAAUUUAUUUUGUAUACUUACUUUAAUGUAUUUAGUGUGUUCACUCAAUGUAGAAAAAUUACAUUAUUACUCUCACAAUUAUUUAAAUUAAAUAUUUUGUCGUACUCUUACAUUAUUAAGUCAAUCCUUUUUACAAAUGAUUCAUUUAAACCAAUUCUUUUGUCUCAAACUAUUUCUCUGCAAUAAAGUUUAUUCUUUCAACAUUAUUAUUGGUUGUUAUCUUUGUUAUGUUAUCUAAUUUUACGUUCACGUUUUUUAUUUCGAUUCUUUUACGUUUUCGUCUUUCACAAACUUUAAUUACUCGAGUAUUUAUGUAUCUUAGUAUUACGUAGUGUAAAUUAUUAGUGAUUAAAUAAAAUUCCUUUAUUAACGCAGUAUUGUGCCCGUACGAGUAUUACACAUGGAUUGUUUUAAAAAAUGUAUACCUACCUGUCAGUAAAAUUGUAAGGGUUUGCGUACAAACUUUUUUCACACAUUUCGUAAGUAAGUAGUAACUUUGUAUCUGAAUGCGUACGAAUUAUUACCUUAGCAGUUUGUUGAGAUUAAAAUCGAUUGGUAUGACAAAUAGUUUAGUGUUGUUUACCUCAUGAGUUUUAGGAAUUAAAUGAGAAUAUAUAAAG
Messenger RNA from Maniola jurtina (meadow brown), 7736 nucleotides. RefSeq lists its product as uncharacterized. The record is from RefSeq and is a predicted model, not a curated record. Bases 505 to 5388 code for a protein of 1627 amino acids. Gene Ontology annotation, cellular component: nucleus. The transcript is spliced from 28 exons. NCBI's taxonomy places the organism in Eukaryota, Metazoa, Arthropoda, Insecta, Lepidoptera, Nymphalidae. Gene Ontology annotation, biological process: regulation of neuron differentiation; positive regulation of transcription by RNA polymerase II. Gene Ontology annotation, molecular function: DNA-binding transcription factor activity, RNA polymerase II-specific; RNA polymerase II transcription regulatory region sequence-specific DNA binding.